GAACACAUUAUAAAUGGUUUGACAAGAAGUGGUAAAGAACCCUCCAACCAACAAUGGAAGAAAUAGUGAACUGAAUCGAGAGAUGGAAUGGUCUAUGAGUGAGUCUUUGUUGAAGAAUUUGAAAAUACAACAAGAUCCAUGGCUUCCUCGAAACACUUGGGAAGGAGGAGGAAGAAGAACACUACGCGAAUCAAAUUCAUCAUCGAAUCAAACCCUCUCCACUCUCUCUGAACCAUGUUUGGUGAGAUUGGCUACCAAUGCUUUGUUAGGUCUUAAAUCAUCCCUUAUCACUAUCCAUAACAUAUCAAACCCUUUCCUUUCUUCCAAUCCCCAUCCCCCCAAUAACACCUUCCUCCUCCAUCGUGCUUCCACCACUCACUCUCUCUCAAAUAUACUUCUAUCUAUUGCUUCCACCGGCUCUCUCGUUUUCCUUCUCCGUCAUUUUGUAGAUCAUUUUACAGACAAUUCAAUUUCCCAAAAUCAACACCUUCCUCCCUAUACUCUUGUCAAUCAAGCCUUCGCCGUUGCCGUCGGAAAUGUCUUACAAGGAUACAUUUCUGGACUUAACACAAUCCACUCAUCUCUAAUUUUCAGACGUUCCUCCUCCAAAUCCAAACACCCUGGUUGUUUGAACAGUGUUUCACAUUCUGAAAUUACACUGCUUGAGUUAUUUCUCCACACAAAACAACUCACAGUUCAGAUUCAAGCCCUUGCAAAUAUAUGUAACCUACAAAACUUGGCUCUUUGCGUUUCAGAUACUGAUUUUGAGAAUCUCAUUACUAAAGCUACUUCUCAAUUUUGUAACUUCUACAGAGGGGGGAACUUAUUAACUUAUUUGUAUGCACAAUUACAGGUUGCUGAUUCUGCUCACUGUGCUUUGCUCAAGUUUCUUUUUCUUCAAUCCUGUGAACCGUAUUGUGGGUUCAUUAGAUCUUGGAUUUUCAAAGCUGAAAUCCAUGAUCCCUAUAAUGAAUUUAUUGUUGAAAAUAUGGACUGUUUUUCUCCUAAGUCGCAUGAUCAAGCUGGUAAUUCUGUUGACUUCCCAUCGACAAGUAUCAGGUUGCGAGAUGGAGUUCCCAUUCCUGGAUUUCUCAAGGACUUACUGGUUCCACUUGUUAGAGCUGGUCAGCAGCUUCAAGUACUGUUGAAAUUACUUGAGCUGUGCAUUCAUGUUGCUGCUGGAGAACAUAGUUCCGAUGACUUUCUACCCUGCUCGAGUGGCUUCUCAAGCAAUAGUCUGUCUUAUUUUUCUCCACUCACUUUCAGCAAAGAUAUUAUAGAAAAUACGGUGCUUGCAAGAGAAAGCUACUAUAAAAGGAUGAAUGGAAAAAUCGAAAGCCUUUUGAGCAGCUUACAAGUUAGAUAUCAGCAGGUACCUAUGCAUGCUCCAGUUCCUUCUUUUGAUAAUGGUGGGGGGACUUUAGACAAGCUAGGCCAGCUCAUGUCCGAAGACGAACCUAUUGUCUGUCCAACAACAGAUAAAAGUUCUUCAAAUAUGGGAUUUGAUAAUUUGGACUCGGAUGUGUCAAGUACAGAAGAUGGGUUCUCUUUGCUGGAAGAUGUGUAUGGUUCAUCUGAAAGUUCAUCCUUAAACAGCACUGAGGAGCAAUUGGAGUCUGAUCAGUUUAGUGGCUGGCCUUUCCCAAUAGCAGAGCAACAAAGUCAUCUAUCUGCUUUAAAAUUCUUGAAGAGUACUACCUUAAAUAGUUCAAUACAAAAUUCUUGUCAUCAUGAAAAAUCAGACAGUGGUUCACAUGGAAUAUGUGAUAAAAUGGGUGCCAUCGAUCAUUUGGUGAAGUCCUCCAAUGAGGGACUGAUAUCAAGUCACAUGUUUGAUACUCUAAAUCCUGAGAAUUCAGGGCACUCAAGUAAAUUCAGUAUUCAACAGAGAGGUAGCUGCAUUGACAGUUAUUCAUCAAUGCUCCCCUUACUGAAUAAAUCAUUUGAUGAUGAGGGAACUGUUGAGCAAAAGAUGACCGAAAAGCACCUGCAAUCCCUGAAAUAUUCCCAGUUAUGCCACAUUGCCAUUAGUGAUACUUUGAGUGGGGAAACCUUGAGCGAGGAUCAACAUGUUAAUGAUACACUAGCUUCAUAUUUGUGUGCUUUUCAACCAUUAAAAAUUGGGCAUCUGUGUAAUCUUCCUAGCAUUAAUCCCUUUAGUAAGAACCUAAUGUUGACUAGAAAUGUUUUGCUUCAACAGACGGGAAUGAGAGGGGAAAAAGGCAAAGCAGAUCAUGUACAAACUUUGCCUUACUUCAACUUUUCUACUGUAGAGGACCCUUGUAAGGUUUAUAUGGACAAAUUACCCACCAAUUCAAUCUCUAUAAGUGCAUCUUCGUUUCCAUUGGAUAGUUGUGCAUCUGCUCAUGGUAAUCACAAUAAUGAAUAUGGAGAUGUUGGCCAUAGGAAUGAAGAUGAGUUGGUUGAUGAUCCCAAAUACUGUUUUGAUGCUGCACUUGAUGUGGUAGAACAUAAGCGAUGUGUUUUAACAGAUGCAUCUGGUGGAAGCAGUUGGGAAAGACUCCUGGGAAAAUUUAGGAAAACUGCUGUUUGUGAUGCUACUCAAAAGCAGAAUUUGUUGUCAACAUUUGAGAUGCCACUUGAUAUUGUAAUUGACAAGUGCUUAAUACAGGAAAUCAUGGUUCAAUACAAUUAUGUCAGCAAACUAAUCAUCAACGUGCUUGAGGAGGCGUUUAAGUUGCAAGAGCAUCUUUUAGCACUGCGGCGGUAUCAUUUUAUGGAAUUAGCAGAUUGGGCAGAUUUGUUCAUCUUGUCACUUUGGCGACAUAAGUGGUCUGUUACAGAAGCUAAUGAGAGGCUUCCAGAAAUUCAAGGCCUACUUGAAUUGUCAAUUCAGAAGUCAUCUUGUGAGCAAGACACUAAUAAGGAUAGGUUGUUUGUGUACAUGAAAGGACAUGGGAAAUUACCUCUUUCAGCAUCUGCUAUUGGGGUCCGUUCCUUCGAUUUCUUAGGACUGGGUUACCAUGUAGAUUGGCCACUCUGUAUUAUUUUGACUCCUGCUGCGUUAAAAAUAUAUGCUGAUAUAUUCAGCUUUUUGAUACAAGUGAAGCUUGCGUUAUUUUCACUGACUGAUGUGUGGUGCUCAUUAAAGGAUACAGCACAUAUAACCAAUAAGGAUCUAAAUGCUGAACUGCACCAGCGUGGGGCAGGACAUCUUAAUAUAUUGAUGAAGAUGAGGCACCAGAUCAGCCAUUUUGUAUCUACUUUGCAGCAGUAUGUGGAGUCACAAUUAUCACAUGUGUCAUGGUGCAGGUUUCUUCAUUCUCUUCAGCAUAAGGUGAAAGAUAUGAUGGAUCUUGAGUCUGUGCACAUGGAAUAUCUUGCUGAUUCAUUAAGCAUAUGUUUCCUGUCUGAUGAAACAAAGGCAGUGGGCAGCAUUAUUGAGAGCAUUUUGCAAUGUGCACUCGACUUCCGGUCUUGUAUUUCAUUAGGUGCUUGGGAUAUUGGAAAUGAUCGGGGAGACUUGUUAGGAAAACUUUCUACAAUCAAUAUAUCCCAGGUGCUUUCCAUAAAGCAGAAGUUUGAUAGAAGUCUAAAUGAAUUGCACAUCUGCUAUGUCAAGGAACCCAAGCAUUUGAAUUUUGGGCUUACUCGUUUCUGGGAAUACCUCAACUAUAAUGGAUAUUAUUCACAUGUUAACAAUGGGAUGGGGUACUGUGCCGUCUGAAUUUUGCUAGCUGUGACGAAGAAUGAUGGCACAUUGCAUCAGCUGUGGCUUAGGAUUAGGAAGCCUGCUUUAACAGGUCAACAUUGAUUUGUGACUCGGAAUUCUCUCGCUUACACCCUCUCAGGUUUUGGAAUUACAAUAAAUCAUGUUGAGGUAGUGUCCCUGGGUUGGUUUGCCGAGUCAUGGAUGUUACUGUUAGGAAUGACUUGAAGUAAAAAAUUGUAUCUUUGAAGAAGGAACAAAAUAGAAAAAUACAAAAACAUAAAUACACAUUGCAUCUGUGACCAUGUCUCUGUCCCAUGGAGUUGCUAACUAAUGCUAGUUGAGAUUAUGUACAUGAUAGGAGAAUGUCUGGGUUACAUUCUCGAUGAACGACGUUACAAUUUACUUUGUAAAAAGAAAAGGAACAAAGAAAAAAUGUUGGUAUCAAAUGCAUCAUAUUUUGUCCGGAUCAUGGUAUAGGACACAGUCUUGAUUUUGCCUUGGUGAUAUCCACCAUGUAAUACUGACGAGUGACGAGUCAUAUACUGUGGUGCAUCGAAGUUUUAUGCAAUGAUAUUCUUAUGAUUGUUAUUCUCAA
Molecule: messenger RNA, 4268 nt
Organism: Trifolium pratense (red clover)
Lineage: Eukaryota; Viridiplantae; Streptophyta; Magnoliopsida; Fabales; Fabaceae
Exons: 13
Coding region: 83-3688 (1201 amino acids)
Biological process (GO): mitotic cell cycle; microtubule nucleation; spindle assembly
Cellular component (GO): spindle pole; gamma-tubulin complex; equatorial microtubule organizing center
Molecular function (GO): gamma-tubulin binding; microtubule minus-end binding
Source: RefSeq, a predicted model, not a curated record